This is a messenger RNA of Lingula anatina, 1592 nucleotides long. RefSeq lists its product as uncharacterized. Gene Ontology annotation, cellular component: extracellular region; alveolar lamellar body. Gene Ontology annotation, biological process: respiratory gaseous exchange by respiratory system. Lineage: Eukaryota; Metazoa; Brachiopoda; Lingulata; Lingulida; Lingulidae. The record is from RefSeq and is a predicted model, not a curated record.
ACGUCCAGCUCGCAGCAGACGGCGAACUCGAUCGGUCGGAAAAAGUAAGGCCUUGAAUGCUGCUCUCUGCUAGAAGAAUUUUGUUAUAUUUUCAAGAUGUUGCCAACAAUCAGUGAAAAGUCUGCCGAAUCCGGCGUGACAGUCAUCACAGAUGGCGGGUCCUCUCGACGUGACAGCGCCGAGACCAAGGCGUCGUACAAGAAGUACAUCAUUGUUGCUGUUGCUGUCAUUGUUGUUGUUGCUGUUGCUGUCGGUGGAACGCUGGGAGCAGUUCACAUCUCUAACAAGGCAGCACAAGAUGUGUGGAAGGAGUACCAUCUCCGUUUAACUGACAAGCAAGGGAACAAAGUUGACGAAAAGGUUCAGGUUGACCUGAAGGACAACAUCACCGUGUACAACGUGAACAACGAGAAGUUCCACGUUGCCAUGGACAACUCAAGGAGUCUUGUAGUAUACAAGAUGGAAAUGAACAACAAGUUUGCUUGUUACUUGACUCCAAUGAACAAAUCUGAAGAGACUGACAGCAAGGGCGUGGCCAGCGCUUUGGAACAACCGAACACCGUUGAAAAUACGACAGAUGAAGAUAUUGAACAAAAGCGAUUCGUUGCCAACACUUCUCCGAUCAAGGACAAGUCCUUCCUCAGUCCCAGAAUGCAGGAAUUCUGCAGGGAUUUGGAGGCAUACUGGCUUACCCAGAAAGACGAAAGUACUACAGAUGGCGUCAGCACCCAAGCACCGACAGGAGGUAAUCGCCAGAAGCGAGCUUGCUACUGGCGCCGUUGCUUGAGGCUAAGACGCUACUGCUACUAUUUCGGUUAUUAUCGGUAUUGCUAUUACAGAUACUAUUAUGGUUGGUGUGUCAGAUGCUACAGGGGUAAAUAAACUUCAGGGCAAGAUAUGUUUAUCACAUGGCUUACUGUAUAGGGUCAUUAAAACUUUUCAAAUUUAAUUAUUAUAUCCAAGAAUAUUUCGAAACCACGCAUGUAAAGGUCACUUAGUGCAAGAGACUUUGACUUUUGAGAAAAUCCUUUCUGAGGUCCUUAAUCAGCGUCUGUUUUUCAUUAUGUGUGUUCUUUUUUAAUAAAAGCCCAAGUAUGCAUUUUUGUAUGUUAAGCGUCAUAACAAAAACAGUAAAACCAUUAUCCCAGAUGGCAGUUACAUGUAGUGAUGCUCCUUUUAUAAAUGCUUCUUUUGCUGUUUGCUUUAUAAUCGAAAAAUGAGUUAAGGAAUUUGAUUGACAAUGACGAACUGUUUGGAAAGGUGUUAAUUUUUUAAGGGAUUUAAAAAAAUUAUUUACGGAAUUGUAUUUGAAGUGGUUAUAAAAGUAAAUCAUAUUUAGGAUGUAAGGACCACAUGCUACAUGUACUACUACAGAAUGGUGAAUAAGAAAAUCGCUUCUGCAGUUCUUAAUCAGGGACCUUGUUUUGUUAUUAAUUAAUUCCACGCGUGCAUUUUGGUGUGUUCAUUGUUACGUCGGAAAUUAUUAUUCUAGAUUAUUGUUAAUUAUACAUCUUUUAGUUGUGUUUCCUUUGACUUGAUGUUUGCUUUGUAUCCGAAAAAUGAAUAAAAGAGUUAGAAAGUCAGUACCAUGA